AUGCAGACUGUUGCAGCUCUUAUUCUAUUAAUUACUCAAGUUGCCCUCGGACAAGACUACAAAGUUGCUGUUAAAGGGAAUAUCUUUCAAUUGGAUAUGGCACCGAAUUCGGUUGAUGACCAAUAUGAUGGUUGUCGAGAGAAAAUGUCAAAUCUGGUGUCGACAGUAUUUCUAGAGAAAGAAACCUCUGAGAAUUAUAUAUUUGCAGCAGCUUGGAAAGAAGUUAAAAUAAAUGUCCCAGGCCCUGAAGAUAACUUGACCAGGAACCAUUUAAUCACCAUUUAUAUGUACACUCAUAACAGAGUAUAUAAUGCUUUCAAUGACACUGUACAUAAGGUUUUGAAUAAUGCUGUUCGUAACGAUAAACCAAAAUACAUAAACAAAACAUACACAUGGUACUCACUUCAGUUUUUGUUGACAGAAGCGAUACAGAUUCUGAAUGAAACACAGAAGACAUGUCAAAAAACAUAUCGUGGUACUACAAAUAAAUAUGAUGUUCUGAACAAAGAUGUUCGUUUUGGCUCAUUUGCAUCAUCUUCUCUCGAUCAAACAGAAGCAGAGAAAUUUGGAAAUGUGUCCUGUUUUGAAAUUGAAACUUGUGAAGGUGCUGAACUGACUAAAUAUUCUGCCUUUCCCUAUGAGAAAGAGGUGUUGAUUCCUCCAUAUGAGAAGUUUAAUCUCACUGAUAUCAAGAAUGGUUCCUGGUGUGACACUGUAUAUGUGCUGAAAAGUUCUGGAACAGCAAGUAACCUGAACUGUGCUGUGGCAUCACUGGCACCAUGA
Xyrauchen texanus (razorback sucker) is the source of this 783-nucleotide messenger RNA. RefSeq names its product GPI-linked NAD(P)(+)--arginine ADP-ribosyltransferase 1-like. Lineage: Eukaryota; Metazoa; Chordata; Actinopteri; Cypriniformes; Catostomidae. Gene Ontology annotation, molecular function: NAD+-protein-arginine ADP-ribosyltransferase activity; NAD+ poly-ADP-ribosyltransferase activity. Bases 1 to 783 code for a protein of 260 amino acids. The record is from RefSeq and is a predicted model, not a curated record. The transcript is spliced from 2 exons.